ACGAAGGAUCGUUCCAAAAUACAACAAGGAAGUGGACAUUUAUUAAAAAGGGGGAAAAAAUUGCUAUUUUCAGAUCUGAAACAUUCGUAUUAUUAAGUUACUGUAUACAUUUAUUUUUUAUAUUUUUUAUGUUUCGGUAUUUUUUAUAAGUCAUCUUGGACUUGGCAAAAACCCGCUGCUGUUCGUUUCGUGGAUCCCGAUUCAAACUAGUUAGCGAUGAACACGGACGUCGAAUUUCACAUUAGGCAGAAUUAUCCGUGGAACAAGCUACCAGCAAGUGUCAAACAGAGUGUUGGGAACUCGCAGCGUGAAUAUGAGAAACAUGUGCAGUUGUACAGUAUCCGCAACCAGCUAAGGUUCCGCAAUAACCUAGUGAGACACGUGAGGAAGGAUGAGAGGAAGUACUAUGAGGAGCUGCUGAAGUACAGCCGAGAUCACCUGAUGCUCUACCCCUACCACCUGUCAGACAUCAUGGUCAAAGGCCUCCGCAUCACCCCCUUCUCCUACUAUAUCAGCAUCAUGGAGGACAUCAUGAACGUAGAGAAGAGUUACGACUCGCUGCCCAACUUCACUGCUGCUGACUGUCUAAGACUGCUGGGCAUCGGGAGGAACCAGUAUAUUGACUUGAUGAACCAGUGCAGGUCUUCCAAGAAAUUCUUCCGUAGGAAAACAGCGCGGGACCUGCUGCCCUCCAAGCCAAUAGAGAUCUCUGUAGAGGCGUGGUGGGUGGCUCAGACCGGAUACAUCACAGAGGAUGACAUCAGGAUCUGCUCGUUGGCAGAGAGGAAGGCAAUUGAUAAGAUGAUUGAUUCAGGACCCCAGCUAGCCGGAUCAAUGGAGUACAAUGUGGUACUGAGUCUGUACAACAGGGGAUACAUCUAUCUAGACGUACCCAUCUCAGAUGAAAGCUGUAUUUCAGUUCCUCCUCUGGAAGGCUUCGUGAUGAACAGGGUCCAGGGAGACUACUUUGAAACUCUUUUGUACAAAAUAUUUGUGUCCAUCGAUGAGCAGACUAAUGUGUCAGAGCUGGCUAAUGUUCUGGAGAUUGACUUGGGCCUGGUGAAGAAUGCUGUGUCUAUGUACUGUCGCCUGGGUUUUGCCCUGAAGAAAGGAAGCUCGUUCAGCGCCGAGCAGCUCCACCCCACAUGGAAGACUGCCCCCUCUGUCAACAGACUGAAGAGCACUGUGGACCCCAAACAGAUGCUGCUGUCGUGGGAACAGGGAAGUCCUGUGAUGGAGGCUGGAUCCUCUGCUACAGACACCACCAGCCUGGAGAACCAAGACAACACCAGUGUGAGCAGCCUGAGUAACCCUGGUCCUGCUGCCCCACCCACCAAGAGGAUCGCCUUCCUGUUUGACUCCACCCUCACCGCCUUCCUCAUGAUGGGGAACCUCUCUCCGAACCUGAAGAGCCAUGCGGUCACCAUGUUUGAGGUGGGGAAGCUGUCAGACGAGACCCUGGACAGCUUUCUGAUGGAGCUGGAGAAAGUAGAGAGCACAGCAGAGGGCGAGGCCCAGAGGUAUUUUGACCAUGCUCUGACCCUCAGGAACACCAUCCUGUUUCUCCGCUACAACAAGGAACUAACCACCGACCAGGGCCCUGACCUGCCUAACAACGGCCUCCCCCUGGAUAUGCUCCGCUGUGAGAGUCUGCUGGGUCUAGACCAGGCCACCUGCAGCCGUGUCCUCAACAAGAACUACAAACUACUGGUCUCCAUGGCACCGCUCAGCAACGAGAUACGACCUAUCAGCAGCUGCACGCCUCAGCACAUUGGCCCAGCCAUCCCCGAAGUGAGCUCCAUCUGGUUCAAGCUCUAUCUGUACCAUGUGACCGGCCAGGGUCCUCCCUCCCUGCUGCUGUCCAAGGGCUCCAGGCUCCGGAAACUACCAGACAUCUUCCAGGUUUUUGACAGGCUGCUGAUCACUUCCUGGGGUCACGACCCCGGUGUGGUUCCUACGUCCAACGUGCUGACCAUGCUCAAUGACGCCCUCACACACUCCGCUGUACUCAUACAAGGCCAUGGGCUGCAGGGUCAUGGAGAGACAGUUCACGUCCCCUUCCCGUUUGACCGGGAGGAUCUCAAAGGAGAGUUCUCCUCCUCCAACAUGUGUGUCCACAAGGCCUUGCUGCUGCUGAGGGAGAAGGUGGAUCUGGAGCACCAGUGUGGUUACAUCACCAUGCUCAACCCCAACAGCAGGCACCGCAGGAGGGCCAGCGAGAGCUCCGACGGCAGGGGAGACAGUCAUCUGGGAGGUGGGUUGGAGGCCAACAGCAGCACGGAGUCCUUUGAGCUGGUCACAGAGGACAACAAUGGAGGAAAGCAAGCAGCAGAAGUGCCGUUGACAGAAGAUGAGUGGGUCCCUCUAGAGCUGUGCUUUGGGAUGCCUCUCUUCAGCUCCGAGCUGAACCGCAAAAUAUGCCGAAAGAUCGCCUCGCACGGCCUCUGUAGCAAAGACAGCCUUCAAGACCUACUUCAUUCCAGCCGAACACUGUCAUUGAAUGUUCUGAGUUUUGUUCAGUCGUUCCAGGAUGGCAGCCAGGGUCAGCCCGACCCUGACAGUGGAGUGUCCGGUCCUCUCAGCCAGCCCCCGGCCGAGUCUGGUGUUCCGCUGCCCGCUCUCAACCUCAUCUUCAAGGAUGGACAGCUGAGGGAGUGGAGUGGACGAGCACCUCCACCCCUCCACAUCUCAGCCCUGCAGAAAGACCAGACCUUAUAGACCCCUCCACAUCUCAGCCCUGCAGAAAGACCAGACCUUAUAGACCCCUCCACAUCUCAGCCCUGCAGAAAGACCAGACCUUAUAGACCCCUCCACAUCUCAGACCUGCAGAAAGACCAGACCUUAUAGACCCCUCCACAUCUCAGCCCUGCAGAAAGACCAGACCUUAUAGACCCCUCCACAUCUCAGCCCUGCAGAAAGACCAGACCUUAUAGACCCCUCCACAUCUCAGCCCUGCAGAAAUACCAGACCUUAUAGAACAUGUCACCUUAUCUCAAACACUCAUUCAACCACAUAACUAUAACUUCCUGUCUCUGUCCUGCAAAACACCAGCCCACAGUAGCCCCACCCACCCUAAGCCAUCCCCAAGACUUGAUGGUGUUACUUUGGCGUGGCCAUGAGGAGACUGUCUGUACUGGUCAUUUACAGUGGUGAUAGCUGGUGAUGUCUAGACCUUAUAGACCAGUGGUUCCCAACCAUGAGGAGACUGUCUGUACUGGUCAUUUACAGUGGUGAUAGCUGGUGAUGUCUAGACCCUUUAGGCCAGUGGUUCCCAACCUGUUUUGGUUACUGUGCCACCAACUGAAUUCUGCUCUGCCUGGAGUACCCCUGAAGUACCCCGUCAUGAGGAUUUUACCAUUAGGCCUGUGGUCUCAUGAGUCUUCUCUAGUAACCCCUGUGGAUAGACCAAAUACCCCCAGGGGUCUUAGUACCCCUGGUUGGGAACCACUGCAUCAGGGCAUCCAGAAAACAUAGGAAACUAUCAAAAGUAUUGACAACACUGUAAUAUUGAGUCCAUAGAGUUCACUAGAAGUUCCCUUUAAUGUCUAUGUUCAAUGGUUAAUACAUUUGCUGAAUAAUAGAAAAAGAUUCACAAAUAACUGUAUUUUUUUGCUGACCUCAGUAGGUGUUUUUGAUGGACUAAGCCUGGAAUGGUUUGACUAGUUCGUGUCUGUAGAGCAGGCAUGGUCAACCCAUUGAUUCUGUUAGUCACUCUCAUUCAGAUAUAUUAAAAACUGCAAACAUUUCUCCCCACCCUGAAAAUGUGUGGAAUUGGCCCUGCAUGAUGGGAAUGCUGACCCUCGAGCCACUUUGGCCCUGCAUGAUGGGAACGCUGACCCUCGAGCCACUUCGGCCCUGCAUGAUGGGAACGCUGACCCUCGAGCCACUUCGGCCCUGCAUGAUGGGAACGCUGACCCUCGAGCCACUUCGGCCCUGCAUGAUGGGUACGCUGACCCUCGAGACACUUUGACCCUGCAUGAUGGUUACGCUGACCCUCGAGACACUUCGACCCUGCAUGAUGG
Molecule: messenger RNA, 4022 nt
Organism: Oncorhynchus tshawytscha (Chinook salmon)
Lineage: Eukaryota; Metazoa; Chordata; Actinopteri; Salmoniformes; Salmonidae
Gene: fam91a1
Product: family with sequence similarity 91 member A1
Exons: 25
Coding region: 217-2718 (833 amino acids)
Biological process (GO): intracellular protein transport
Cellular component (GO): cytoplasmic vesicle; trans-Golgi network
Source: RefSeq, a predicted model, not a curated record